Symphalangus syndactylus (siamang) is the source of this 3365-nucleotide messenger RNA. It is a transcript of the gene TDRD3, whose product is annotated as tudor domain containing 3. Gene Ontology annotation, cellular component: nucleus. The record is from RefSeq and is a predicted model, not a curated record. Gene Ontology annotation, molecular function: protein binding. Lineage: Eukaryota; Metazoa; Chordata; Mammalia; Primates; Hylobatidae.
GCAACUCAGAAAAGUGCCCCCCAAAACAAGUAAACGCCUUCGGGGAAGAGGCAAAGUCCCUGAGCCGUCCGGACUCCAGCCGCCAGCCAGUGUUUGGUGGAUCAGAUCCCGGAGCUCCGCAGCCUGGGAACCCCACACCAGGCCGGCCCCUACGGCCGCUCAGAAAACGCGGCGAGCGGAACCCGCACGCGGAAGCGCCGGCCGCACUGAGCAUGCCCAGUUGCAGAGCCGACCAGAGGAGUUUUUUCUUUUCUUUUCUUUCUUUUUUUUUUUUUAGGGGGGGUCUCAAGUAGGAGGCCUCCCCACCACCCCCACCCCAGCCCCCCACCACCCCCGGCCUAAGCAGCUACCAUGGCCCAGGUGGCCGACGCGGCGUUGUCCCAGGCGGGUUGGUAUCUUUCAGAUGAAGGCAUUGAAGCUUGCACAAGCUCUCCAGACAAAGUCAAUGUAAAUGACAUCAUCCUGAUUGCUCUCAAUACAGAUCUGAGAACAAUUGGCAAGAAAUUCCUCCCCAGUGACAUCAAUAGUGGAAAGGUAGAAAAGCUCGAAGGUCCAUGUGUUUUGCAAAUUCAAAAAAUUCGCAAUGUUGCUGCACCAAAGGAUAAUGAAGAAUCUCAGGCUGCACCAAGGAUGCUGCGAUUACAGAUGACUGAUGGUCAUAUAAGUUGCACAGCAGUAGAAUUUAGUUAUAUGUCAAAAAUAAGCCUGAACACACCACCUGGAACUAAAGUUAAGCUCUCAGGCACUGUUGACAUAAAAAAUGGAUUCCUGCUCUUGAAUGACUCUAACACCACAGUUCUUGGUGGUGAAGUGGAACACCUUAUUGAGAAAUGGGAGUUACAGAGAAGCUUAUCAAAACACAAUAGAAGCAAUAUUGGAACUGAAGGUGGACCACCUCCUUUUGUGCCUUUUGGACAGAAGUGUGUAUCUCAUGUCCAAGUGGAUAGCAGAGAACUUGAUCGAAGAAAAACAUUGCAAGUUACAAUGCCUGUCAAACCUACAAAUGAUAAUGAUGAAUUUGAAAAACAAAGGACGGCUGCUAUUGCUGAAGUUGCAAAGAGCAAGGAAACCAAGACAUUUGGAGGAGGUGGUGGUGGUGCUAGAAGUAAUCUCAAUAUGAAUGCUGCUGGUAACCGAAAUAGGGAAGUUUUACAGAAAGAAAAGUCAACCAAAUCAGAGGGAAGACAUGAAGGUGUCUAUAGAGAACUGGUUGAUGAGAAAGCUCUGAAGCACAUAACGGAAAUGGGCUUCAGUAAGGAAGCAUCGAGGCAAGCUCUUAUGGAUAAUGGCAACAACUUAGAAGCAGCAUUGAACGUACUUCUUACAAGCAAUAAACAGAAAUCUGUUAUGGGUCCUCCUCUGAGAGGUAGAGGAAAAGGCAGGGGGCGAAUAAGAUCUGAAGAUGAAGAAGACCUGGGAAAUGCAAGGCCAUCAGCACCAAGCACAUUAUUUGAUUUCUUGGAAUCUAAAAUGGGAACUUUGAAUGUGGAAGAACCUAAAUUACAGCCACAGCAGCUUCAUCAGGGACAAUACAGAUCAUCAAAUACUGAGCAAAAUGGAGUAAAAGAUAAUAAUCAUCUGCGACAUCCUCCUCGAAAUGAUACCAGGCAGCCAAGAAAUGAAAAACCGCCUCGUUUUCAAAGAGACUCCCAAAAUUCAAAGUCAGUUUUAGAAGGCAGUGGAUUACCUAGAAAUAGAGGUUCUGAAAGACCAAAUACUUCUUCAGUAUCAGAAGUAUGGGCUGAAGACAGAAUCAAAUGUGAUAGACCAUAUUCUAGAUAUGACAGAACUAAAGAUACUUCAUAUCCUUUAGGUUCUCAGCAUAGUGAUGGUGCUUUUAAAAAAAGAGAUAACUCUAUGCAAAGCAGAUCAGGAAAAGGUCCCUCCUUUGCAGAGGCAAAAGAAAAUCCACUUCCUCAAGGAUCUGUAGAUUAUAAUAAUCAAAAACGUGGAAAAAGAGAAAGCCAAACAUCUUUUCCUGAUUAUUUUUAUGACAGGAAAUCACAAACAAUAAAUAAUGAAGCUUUCAGUGGUAUAAAAAUUGAAAAACAUUUUAAUGUAAAUACUGAUUAUCAGAAUCCAGUUCGAAAUAAUAGUUUCAUUGAUGUUCCAAAUGGAGAAGUAGAAAUGCCACUGAAAGGAAGACGAAUAGGACCUAUUAAGCCAGCAGGACCUGUCACAGCUGUACCCUAUGAUGAUAAAAUAUUUUACAAUAGUGGGCCCAAACGAAGAUCUGGGCCAAUUAAGCCAGAAAAAAUACUAGAAUCAUCUAUUCCUAUGGAGUAUGCAAAAAUGUGGAAACCUGGAGAUGAAUGUUUUGCACUUUAUUGGGAAGACAACAAGUUUUACCGGGCGGAAGUUGAAGCCCUCCAUUCUUCAGGUAUGACAGCAGUUGUUAAAUUCAUUGACUACGGAAACUAUGAAGAGGUGCUACUGAGCAAUAUCAAGCCCAUUCAAACAGAGGCAUGGGAGGAAGAAGGCACCUACGAUCAAACUCUGGAGUUCCGUAGGGGAGGUGAUGGCCAGCCAAGACGAUCCACUCGGCCAACCCAACAGUUUUACCAACCACCCCGGGCUCGGAACUAAUAGGAAAAGCGUCAAUGUCAGGAAAAUGAUCACUAUAAAGAUAACUGUUACAGAACUCCAUGAUGCCAGCAGAACAGGCAGCAGGUGAGGAUUAUAGUACCCGACGCUCUUUAUUUUCUAAGCAGGAGACUGUUUACUUCCCAAGACUUACGAGCUGUUUGUAUGCAGCCGCAGGAACUCCACUAGUCCCUGCCUAAGCACGCUGUCAUGCAUGAGGCUAAAAUAGGCCUGGAGCAUACGAGUCUUCUCUCGCCAUUUAUCUCAGCUCUUUCUCUUGUCACCACCCAAAGUGGUUUUAACUAGAGUGGUGCCUAAUAAAUGUGGGGAGCAGGCAGGGGGAGGUGACAGACCAAAAUAAAUCACCUGUGUGGAGCAACUCAAUUCAGAGAUGUUCACAGAAGAACCGGAGGCGGUUAGGAGAGGGAAAGACGUGGUUCAUUGGCAGACUGCAUCUGUUUUCGGUAAUCCUCUGUUACAAACAGUUCAGUUAAUCCAAAUUCCUGAAAUCAACAUGCCAGCAAUAAAUGGUAUAACAGUGGCAGAGAUGUACUUUAACAAAGUCUAAAAGAAAAAUUUAUUUUCAAAAAAAAUUUUCUUUUUUCUUUCAUAUUGCUUUAUAAAGAUUAUGUUUACAAAUUAGCAGUAUCCAAAAUUCUAGUCAAGAUCUAUUUAUAUUUAUACAAACACUUCACAUUUACAGAUAAGUUUCAGCAGAAAUGUAUCUUGACAAAGUAUGGAAAAGUUAAUUUGAGGCUUCAGUUUCAUUUUCUUCAUUUCUU